Molecule: messenger RNA, 1933 nt
Organism: Equus quagga
Lineage: Eukaryota; Metazoa; Chordata; Mammalia; Perissodactyla; Equidae
Gene: RFXAP
Product: regulatory factor X associated protein
Exons: 3
Coding region: 226-927 (233 amino acids)
Biological process (GO): regulation of transcription by RNA polymerase II
Cellular component (GO): nucleus
Source: RefSeq, a predicted model, not a curated record
GGGUGUCGGUUUGUGAAGCGCCGUUGAGCCCAGCAAGUGCUGAAAGGCCGGGGUCGUGGACCCCUGCCAGGUCGCAGCAGCACGGAGGUGGAGGGUGUCGCCGAGGGCGCGGGGCCGGGCGCCGCCAGCGGCGUGCUCCGCCCCGGGGCCCCCGCCCCGGCUCCUGGCCAGGCGCCGGCUCCACCCCCCGGCCCGGCCCCGGCCUCGCAGUUCACCCUUCUGGUGAUGCGCCCCUGUGGAGGGCAGGACGAGGCUGCGGCCGAGGGCGUCCUGAGGCAGGCUCCGGCCCUGGGGGGCAGCGCCGGGGCGGGCCAGCCUGUUAGGUACCUGUGUGAAGUGGCAGGGGAUGCCGAGGAGGAGGCGGGCGAGGACGAAGCUGACCUGCUGGACACUUCGGACCCCCCGGGGGGAGGGGAGAGCACGGCUAGUUUGGAGGAUCUGGAGGACGAGGAAACCCACUCCGGGGGCGAGGGCGGCAGCGGGGGAGCCCGGAGACGGGGCAGCGGCGGGGGCAGCCUGAGCAAGACCUGCACCUACGAGGGCUGCAGCGAGACCACCAGCCAGGUGGCCAAGCAGCGCAAGCCGUGGAUGUGCAAGAAACACCGCAACAAGAUGUACAAGGACAAGUACAAAAAGAAGAAGAGCGACCAGGCCUUGAACUGCGGUGCGGCCGCCCCGACUGGCAGCGGGGGAAACGUCAAACAGGAGGAAAAUGCAGACAACAUACUCUCCGUUGUUAAACAAAGAACGGGAUCCUUUGGGGAUCGUCCUGCAAGACCUACUCUUUUAGAACAAGUGUUAAAUCAAAAAAGACUGUCAUUACUAAGAAGUCCAGAAGUGGUGCAGUUUUUACAGAAACAGCAACAACUAUUAAAUCAGCAAGUUUUGGAGCAAAGACAGCAGCAAUUUUCAGGAACGUCGCUGUGAGGGAAUUUAUGAAGAUCUACAUGUUUUUUAUCUUAUUGUAAUAGAUGAACAUAUUUUUAUACUAAAGAUAAGUGGGGGAAGACAUGCUGGUACAACAUAAUCAUUUUCCUGUAAAUGUACGCAUGCAUUUGGGGAUAAAUACGUAUUGCACUUUGUGCAUAUAAUCCUCUCAGAUCACCAUGAAUUUGCAGAGAUCAGCUUAUCUUCCAAAAAUAACAUUUAAUUACAAGGUUUUUUAAACAAAGUGUUCCUCUUCAGUCAUUGUUACUGAAGGUAAUGAAGCAGUUACUUUCUGUGGAAGUCAUGAAGUUAAUAGAUAUUAAUCUUGGGUCAUCUAGCUCAGUGGUUCUCAUCCAGGGGCAGUUGGAACUCUGUGGUAUGUUUUUUGAUUGUCACAGUGACCUUGAAAACUGCUGCUUUUUAGUGAAUGGGUCAGGAAUGCUAAAUGUUCUGCAGUGUCUGGAAUGGUCCACACAACUAAGAAUUGUCUUACAAUGCCAAUAAUACUCCACUUAAGAAACACUGAUAGCUACUUGUAAUGAUAAAAUGUAGCUGGGCACCCAGAAUUAGGUUCUCAUGAUAACCUUAUCUUUGCAGUUAAGACUAGAGCUGUCAAAGAGGAAGCAUAUUUUAUAUGUAGAAGAAAAGGGAUCAUUGUUAAAUAUCUGAAAUUAGGAUGUGCAUCUCUUUUCAGAGAUAUGCUGGUAAAACCUAAGAGAGGGACUAAGUACACUGCAAUGAAGGCAUCUCCUGAAGUUGGCUUCCCUACUUGUUGUUACCUGUUAGUGUUGAUCUCUGUUAAAGAGGCAAUCUUGUGUUUUGAAUUUGUGAACAGUAUAGAUAUAUCUCAUCCCACAAAUGCCAGGUCAAAAUUACUCUUUUUAUGCUCAUUUCUUUUUUCAUUUUUUUGUUUUUCUUUUUUUCGUGAGGAUGAUAGGCCCUGAGCUAACAUCUGUGCCAGUUUUCCUCUAUUUUAUGUGGGAUGCUGCCACAGCAUGGCUUGAUG